Messenger RNA from Nematolebias whitei (Rio pearlfish), 1058 nucleotides. It is a transcript of the gene zdhhc3b, whose product is annotated as zinc finger DHHC-type palmitoyltransferase 3b. Bases 162 to 1058 code for a protein of 298 amino acids. Gene Ontology annotation, cellular component: Golgi apparatus; endoplasmic reticulum. Gene Ontology annotation, biological process: peptidyl-L-cysteine S-palmitoylation; protein targeting to membrane. The transcript has 7 exons. Lineage: Eukaryota; Metazoa; Chordata; Actinopteri; Cyprinodontiformes; Rivulidae. The record is from RefSeq and is a predicted model, not a curated record. Gene Ontology annotation, molecular function: protein-cysteine S-palmitoyltransferase activity.
AGCCGGGGUUUAGCUAACACGAACACGGCGGCGGAGCGGACCGGUGGACCUCCGCUUGGUGGUUUUUAUCCCCCCAAAACAUUGAAACUACGUGGACUUCAAGAUCUGUCGACUGAGUUAGGAGACUGAGAGUAUGCAGUUGGAGCCACGGGUAGCGUAGAAUGAAGAGCCCGGCGCACCGCACCAGAGACAUCGAGCGGCAGCCCGGCUAUCUGAAGCCCGAGCACUGCGUCCCUCCCCCGCCCCGCAGCGGCUCGGACACCAUGUGGUUCAUCCGCGACGGCUGCGGCAUCGCGUGCGGCGUCAUCACCUGGCUCCUGGUCGUCUACGCCGAGUUCGUGGUGAUGUUCGUGAUGCUGCUGCCGGCCAAAAACGUGGUCUACAGCCUCUUCAACGGCGUGCUCUUCAACGGCCUCGCCUUCCUCGCUCUGGCCUCCCACGCCAAGGCCAUGUGCACAGACCCGGGAGCUGUGCCCAAAGGGAACGCAACCAAAGAAUUCAUCGAAAGCCUGCAGCUCAAACCAGGACAGGUGGUGUACAAGUGUCCGAAGUGCUGCAGCAUCAAGCCUGACAGAGCCCACCACUGCAGUGUUUGUAAACGCUGCAUCAGAAAGAUGGACCACCACUGUCCCUGGGUGAACAACUGUGUUGGAGAAAACAACCAGAAAUACUUUGUGCUCUUCACUAUGUACAUCGCGAUAAUAUCCCUUCACGCAUUGAUGAUGGUGGCCUUCCACUUUGUCUUCUGCUUUGAAGCCGACUGGGGAAAGUGCAGCGGCUUCUCUCCACCGGUGACGGUCGUCCUCCUCAUCCUUCUCAGCUUCGAGGGCCUCCUCUUCCUCAUCUUCACCGCGGUCAUGUUUGGGACUCAGGUCCACUCCAUCUGCUCCGACGAGACGGGCAUCGAGCAGCUUAAGAAGGAGGAGAGAAGAUGGGCCAAAAGGUCCAAAUGGAUGAACAUGAAGGUGGUGUUCGGCCACCCGUUCUCGAUAGCUUGGCUCAGCCCGUUCGCGACGCCGGGCCACGGCAAGACGGACGUGUACCAGUAUAUAGUGUAA